Molecule: messenger RNA, 2437 nt
Organism: Manihot esculenta (cassava)
Lineage: Eukaryota; Viridiplantae; Streptophyta; Magnoliopsida; Malpighiales; Euphorbiaceae
Product: GATA transcription factor 26
Exons: 8
Coding region: 544-2178 (544 amino acids)
Biological process (GO): regulation of DNA-templated transcription
Molecular function (GO): sequence-specific DNA binding; zinc ion binding
Source: RefSeq, a predicted model, not a curated record
AAGAGGUCAUAUACACACUUAUACUCUCUCUUUCUAUCUUCUUUCCCUUUCUCUUUCUCAUUUCUCUCUCUUUCUCGCUCACAUUUCACAUUUUCUCUUUCUUUUUUUUUUUCACAGCAAUUUGUGAGAUUCCCCUAAAUGGUCUUUUCUCUUCUCCAUUGGAUUGUACAGAUUCCCAGCUGAAAUACCCAUCAAAAUAUUUUCAUUUCUUGUUGAUUUUUUGCUUGGUUUCUUGCUGUUUUCUUAAUUUUAUUCAACUCUAAGAGAGAAACUUUUCUGGGUUUCUUGGCUUUUUGGUUAUUUUUUGCAAACUCUGUUUCUGGGUUUGUUGCAGAAGAGCCUUAUUUAUAGACUCAGAACUAUUUGUGUUAUAUAAGCCUUGAAGAUAACAAACAAAAUUUUACAGAAUUUUGAUUUUUUUUUUAAAAGAAAAAUUUCUAACCUUUUUGUCAAUAUAAUCAGUUUUUGGUUUUUCUUCUCUUUCUGUAAUAUAUUUUUUUUGAAAAAAAAGUUUAUUUCUUCACUUAAGGAAAAGAGAGAGAGAUGGGCAAGCAAGGGCCUUGCUGUCACUGUGGAGUUACAAGCACACCUCUUUGGCGCAAUGGGCCUCCUGAGAAGCCAGUACUGUGCAAUGCUUGUGGAUCCAGAUGGAGAACAAAGGGAACUCUUGCAAACUAUACACCACUGCAUGCUCGGGCAGACCCUGAUGAUUAUGAGGAUCACAGGGUAUCUAGAGGGAAGAGCAUAUCUAUAAACAAGAACAAAGAUGUGAAACUACUCAAAAGAAAGGCAAAUUAUGAUAAUGGGGUGGUGGGUCGGAUUGCCCCUGAUUACUAUCAGGGUUACAGAAAGGUUUUAGAUGAAGAUACUAGUAAUAGAUCAAGCUCUGGAUCAGCCAUAUCCAACUCUGAGAGCUGUGCACAAUUUGGCAGUGCGGAUGCAAGUGAUUUGACAGGUCCAGCCCAAUCAAUUGUGUGGGACACAAUGGUACCUUCUAGGAAGAGGACCUGUGUUAAUCGUACAAAGCCAUCUCCAGUUGAGAAACUUACUAAAGAUUUAUAUACUAUUUGGCAUGAACAACAGUCUUCAUGUUUCUCUGGAUCUUCUGAAGAGGACUUGCUUUUUGAGAGUGAAACACCAAUGGUUUCUGUUGAGAUAGGACAUGGAAGUGUUCUCAUUAGACAUCCAAGCUCAAUAGCUCGAGAUGAGGAAUCUGAAGCUAGCUCCCUAUCUGUUGAGAACAAACAAUACUCAACAAGCGAGGCUUAUUCGCAAACUGUGACGGUUCCUGUACAUAAUGAAACCAUAAAUUCUAAUAUACAAAGUAUUGUGAUUGAAAAAGCUACGAACCCUACUGGACCAGGGAUGCAAGUGCAACAGGAGCAACUUAAGAGGGAUAAGUCUCAUCAUGAAAGGGCACAAAUCCUGGGGAAUCAUAAUUCACCACUGUGUGAUGUGGAUUUAAAUGAAAUUCUUAAUUUUGAGGAGUUUGCACAAUACUUGACUAAUGAAGAACAGCAGCAGUUGCUAAAAUAUCUACCUCUUGUUGAUACUGCCAAACUUCCAGAUAGCAUCAGAAGCAUGUUCGAUAGCCCUCAAUUUAAGGAGAAUAUAUCUUUCUUUCAACAACUGCUUGUGGAAGGGGUCUUUGAUCUCUCCUUUUCAGGAGCGAAGGCAGAAGAAUGUAAUACUUUGAAAAGGCUGACAUUGUCAAAUCUGUCGAAAUCCAAAUGGGUGGAGCGUUAUCAUGAACUCAAGAAGUGUAAAAAUUCUACUGGAAAGUCUCUUGUUGGAAGAGGACUGAAUGUAGUAAUGUCAAGUAAUUCAAUUGCUGCCAAGAGAUCACGUGACAAUGUAGGUCAAAAAAUUCCAGAAGUAAAGGUGAUGAAGAGCCCCAAGAGGAUUAACAUGAAGACUACAUAUGAAAACAAAGAAGUGAUGGACAAUGAUGGCUCUUGCUUUAGUCCGAGAAGCCUAUUUGCCUUGCCUCCUGAUGGUGGCUCCCUCAUGCUGGAUUCUCUCCAUUAUGUUGAUGAAAGUUCGGAUCAGGAUCUUCUACUGCAUGUGCCAUCAAAUGGCUCAUUUCCACAGGCAGAGCUUCUUCACCCAACUUCAAGUUUUGGACAGCAGGCAAGCACCAGCAAUAGCUCAAGAUACCCACAUCUAGUCCGUCCCUGACAAAGUUUGAAAAAUCAGUACUUUUGGUCAGUAGGUCUAUAUAGAUUCACCUUUUGCCGAAUUCCGUGAUUAGGUUACAAUCUGUGAAUGAGGUUUGAUGGUUGCUGCUUUUUUCCAUUUGAUAAUUUCAAACUUUGGUAUGCUAAGGGACGAAUAUGGAUGGGGCUUUUUUUUUGUAUAGGUUGACAACAGAUUGUAAUAUAUAGUUAAAAGUGCACAAGGGAUUGUGAUUUCAAGAGUCAUUCAUGCAGUUUUAGUC